Molecule: messenger RNA, 792 nt
Organism: Lathyrus oleraceus (garden pea)
Lineage: Eukaryota; Viridiplantae; Streptophyta; Magnoliopsida; Fabales; Fabaceae
Exons: 3
Coding region: 1-792 (263 amino acids)
Source: RefSeq, a predicted model, not a curated record
AUGACUGCCACGUUUGACAUUUUCAAGCGUUGCAUGUCUCAUAUGUUCAAGAGUUCAAAGGGUAGUGGCAAGCCUCCUUUGACGCCCAAGAAAAGAAAAGUCUCCACUGCUAAUAUAAUUCUUGUUGAAGAUGAUGAAGAAGAUACUCCUCCAACUCCACUUAAGAAAAAGCAGAAAAAGAAUAAGGCAACAGUUGCCCCUUCCCAAACAAAUAAACAACAAGGUGUCGAAACCAACAUUCUCCCUCCUCUUCCAAAGGAAAUUCUACCCCAGCCCUCUGGUGGCGCAGCACUGGAGCACAUUGGGAGCAAUGCUUCUGACCCUGAGGCUCAACAGGACAAACCUACCACUCCCCUCAUUUCUACCUCCAAUCAGAGUGAUCCUUCGAGCGACAUGAUACCAUCUCCUCUUUCGACAAUCAGCGGUGCUGUCCAAAACAAAGGAUCUUCGACUGGAGCCCAAAAUCUCGAAGCAGAUAACGCCCAUAAUGAACAAGAAACCUCUUCUCCUGGUGAAGAUGGUAAAAGAGAUUCGAAGCACGUUGACGAGAAGGACUCAGCAGAGAAAGAAGACUCUGAGGACACUCCUAGUAAUUCUCCUGCAAGAGUUGCGUUCCCUUCAGAUGAUGCUGAUGAGGAUGAUCAGGAUUAUGAUGAGAUUGAGGGGUAUUUUCAGGAAGAUGAAGACAUGAAUGUGGGAGAAGCUGAUCCUGAAGGAAAUCAAACUGGAACUGGUGAUGCCAGCGUCGACACGGUCCCAAAUCCAAUUAAAUUUCGACCAUCCAUCACCUAG